Fopius arisanus is the source of this 851-nucleotide messenger RNA. It is a transcript of the gene ND-ACP, whose product is annotated as NADH dehydrogenase (ubiquinone) acyl carrier protein. The transcript is spliced from 5 exons. Gene Ontology annotation, cellular component: mitochondrion. Gene Ontology annotation, biological process: fatty acid biosynthetic process. Bases 130 to 708 code for a protein of 192 amino acids. The record is from RefSeq and is a predicted model, not a curated record. NCBI's taxonomy places the organism in Eukaryota, Metazoa, Arthropoda, Insecta, Hymenoptera, Braconidae. Gene Ontology annotation, molecular function: acyl carrier activity; acyl binding.
CUGAGCCUCUACUUUACUCAAUUCUCUUUGCUCUGGGGAUUGAACCUCUACCUCAAGCUCAUCGUCUCAGCAUUUGAUCUUGUUAAUUCUCCCUUAACCUCUCGAUUAAUCGAGUGAGUAAUUAAUGAAAUGGCGUCAUUAACUGGUGUUCGACUGCUGUCGAGGGGCACCGGGUGCAUCAGGGGAAUCAAUUCCACCGGUUUCAGGGCUCAGGGGCUUUUGCCUUUCGCCUGUGGAUCCAGAAUUAUUCACUCGAAUUUCAGGGGAUCCAAGGGACUACUCCCUUCCAACAAUGUUCAGGCAAUAACAGUGAGACACUGCUGGCCACCAAAGAAGAAACUAACUUGCAAUGAAAUCGAGGAGAGAGUAUUGAAAGUAGUGGCAGCAUACGACAAGAUAUCAGCUGAUAAGGGGCCACGAGUCGAGCUGACACGUUUCUACUGUGGUAAACAACCAUUGACACUCGAUAUAAUUCGUGAACGGGUACUCUUGGUUCUCAAACUCUAUGACAAAGUCGAUCCCAAUAAGUUGUCACUUGAGUCUCACUUUUUGAAUGAUCUGGGUCUCGACUCUCUGGACCACGUGGAGGUCAUCAUGGCCAUCGAGGAUGACUUUGGCUUCGAAAUACCCGACGUAGACGCUGAAAAACUCAUGAAACCCGGGGACAUUGUACGCUACAUCGCCGACAAGGAGGACAUCUACGAAUAGAAAUUACUUUGCAUUUUUUUUCUAUGAAAAAAACCAAAUAAGAGAAGAACAAUUGAUCAUAGCGCGGUGUCAUCUCAAUCCGAUUCUUUUUUUCUUCUGUAUAUAGAAUAAAUAAAACGUACGUGUCGUUAGAAUAAUAUUUA